CAGCUCUGUCCAUGUGGUUAUCUGGACUUCUGUUGGUCAGCGUCACAGCAGCACAUGAACUAACACUCUUUCCAGAAAAAUUCGAGGUGGUGAAGGAGGGAAAUGCAGAACCGGUUAAACUGACCUGCAAUGCAAAGGCCGAUGAAUCUGUCACAUGGAUGUUUGAAGGUGAUGAAGUUGAAUUCAACGAUGCCCAGAGGAACGGUACAAAUCUGGUGGUGUCAAACGUAGACGCGCCCAUGCUGGGAGAGUACAGCUGCACUUCUAAGGGCCAAACACUGUCUACAACCCAUAUUCUGAUGGAGCCUGAGGAUCAGCAGGGAUUAGAUGCUUUCUUGAGCUGCCGGGCAAAGUCUUACGACUGUGAAUUUACCUGCAACUGGAAUGACACCAGCUACACAGCAGUGCGGCUUGGACUCACCUCUAACUGCACUGACGGUCUGAGUUCAUGCCAGUGGCACAGGAGCAGCGGUGAGCUCCACAGUGGAGGAUUCCAGUUUGUGCUGCCCCACUUCUUAUCGCCCUUCGCUGAAGAGAGCACUAUGCUCGAACUCACCGUUGAAGCCGUCAAUAACGACUUUUACUUCCUCAGGAGAACAAAGAGGUUCUAUCUCAGAGACAUCGUUCAGCCCGAUAGUCCCCGGAUCAUCAGGUGUCAGGAGGUGAAUCAGCACCUCAACGUGACCAUUGAGCCGCCGUCCAGCUGGUCCACUCCUCACAGCUUCUUCAGCCUGGAGCAUGAGAUUGAAUACAUCCUCAAGGACAACGGCAAGAUUGGACGUUCUUCAACUGCUCAGAUACCGAAGAGGAUCAGCAGGCUGAGGGUUCGCUCCAGAGACUCGCUGGUGCCCUCAACCUGGAGUCAGUGGACGCCCUGGAAAGAUGUGAGAAAAAGGGUGAAGAACCUAUGCAAGUGCAGAAAAAGAGUGUGCUGUUCAGAGUUGCCGCCUGGAUCCUUGGACCACUGCAAGAACAGAAAACAGAAAAAAACAAUCUUGAUGAAGUGGGACAACUUGGAAAAUGAGAUGUUUUUAUAAAAUAAUCAUUUUUAUCAGCUAAUG
This is a messenger RNA of Cololabis saira (Pacific saury), 1061 nucleotides long. RefSeq names its product interleukin 12B 2 (gene il12b2). The coding region runs from base 12 to 1037 and encodes 341 amino acids. Lineage: Eukaryota; Metazoa; Chordata; Actinopteri; Beloniformes; Belonidae. The record is from RefSeq and is a predicted model, not a curated record. Gene Ontology annotation, molecular function: protein binding. The transcript is spliced from 7 exons.